GUUGAAGCGGGGAGGCCAAGUAAAACAACCUCUUAUGCUUGCGUCUCUGUUCUCUCCUCUCCACUGUCUUUUCCUCUGCUUUCCUCUGUUUUUCUCUGUUCCAUCUUUGAGUUGAAAACGAUAUUAUCAGAUAUUUCUCUCCGUGUUACUCAGCAACACAACUUUUGUUUUACUCUUCCCCUUUGAUUGAAUUGUAUCAUCAAAGUUUCUGUGCUUAUCACUUUGAGAGUUUCAUAGACGCUGUAUCGCUAUAUGGAUGCUGAGUACUCUUUCUUCUGUUUCUGAUACGUGUGUUUUGGGUCUCUUCAAAUUUUGGUUUUCUCUGUCACUUUGGCUUAUCCCUCGGGCUUCUUGGAUUCUUACCCUUCAGGAAGCUUUUCCUUGUCUUUCCCUUUUUUCACCUAAUUGAUUUUUUUUAAGGUAGAAAUUCCGAAUUCCAAUAUUUCAUUUCUAGGAUACAAUUGUUUUGGGCAAUGUCCUUCAAUUUAAUAUUUUUCAAUCCACUCUUAUUCUCCUUGCUUUGGUUACCUGGAUAUUCCUAACUAGGCUAAUUUUAUGUUUCAUGUGUUGCUCUUAAUUUAACACCUUUUAAUUUAUAUUUACUUGGUAGAAGAAGAAAAAAAAAAGGAAAGAAAUAUUUUGUUACCAGAGAAAGAAAAAAAAAAUCCAUUUUUGUCUUCCUUAAGUUAUCCUUCACCAUGAAAUUUCUCACUUUCCCGGUGGAUUUGUGAUAUCUGUUCUUUUACUUGAGGGUUUCUGUGUUUGCGGGUCACAAGAAAAAAAAAAUGAAGGAAAAGUUGGAUUCCCCAGUUACAGUGCUUGAGGACUAUUUCAGGAGCUCAGAUUCAGAAUCAAGUUCUUCCAAAGAGCCUUCAGCGGAUUCUGAGUCUCAAGAGCUUUCAAAACCUGCUUCUAGGUGGCAUUCAUUUAUUCAAUUGUUGAGGAGCGGAUCGAAGAAACAGAUGAACAACACAUUGCAUCCUCUCAGUGUUCUCAAGCUCUCCAAAAGAAUGAGCACUAGCAUGAGGGAGUCCAUUCUCCCAAUUUGUCUCUUAGAUGCAACUGCUUCCCCUUGCAGGUCACCUUGGAAGAUCUUUACUCAUCAUGAGAUUCAGGUUGCAACCAAUUCUUUUAGCCAAGAAAAUUUGAUUGGGAAGGGUGGUUAUGCUGAAGUUUACAAAGGGUGUUUGCCAAAUCGUCAAUUAGUGGCAAUUAAACGUUUAACAAGAGGAACAGCUGAUGAAAUCAUAGGGGAUUUCUUAUCAGAACUUGGCGUAAUGGCGCAUGUAAACCAUACAAAUACUGCUAAGCUGGUUGGUUAUGGAGUGGAUGGUGGAAUGUAUCUGGUUCUUGAAUUGUCUGAAAAAGGGAGCCUUGCUUCAGUUCUUUAUGGUUCGAAGGAAAAACUACCGUGGUGUAUUAGACACAAAAUUGCAUUAGGAACAGCAAAGGGUAUAUUAUAUCUUCACGAGGGAUGUCAAAGAAGAAUUAUCCACAGGGAUAUAAAAGCUGCCAAUAUAUUGCUCACGAAGGACUUUGAACCUCAGAUUUGUGAUUUCGGGCUAGCAAAAUGGCUACCAGAAAAUUGGACUCAUCACACCGUUUCAAAAUUUGAAGGAACUUUCGGUUACCUAGCUCCUGAAUACUUGCUGCAUGGCAUAGUAGACGAGAAAACGGACGUAUUUGCAUUUGGUGUAUUGCUAUUAGAAUUAGUGAGUGGGCGAAGAGCACUUGAUUAUUCACAGCAAAGCCUUGUGUUGUGGGCAAAACCAUUGCUGAAAAAAAAUGAUAUUAUGGAGCUGGUUGAUCCUUCACUAGCAGGUGAUUUCGACUCUAGGCAAAUGAAUCUUAUGCUCUUGGCUGCUUCACUAUGCAUACAACAGUCUUCAAUUCGUCGUCCCUCUAUAAGACAGGUUGUACAGCUUCUGAAUGGGAACCUUAGCUGCUUCAAGGGCAUGAAGAAAACUCGAAUGCCAUUCUUCAGAAGAGUGUUCAGGGAAGAACUACAUGAUUCUGAUUAGUUUGAAAGGAACAGGAGGCACAUGAUCACUGAAUGGUGAAGGUGAUCCCUUCUUUCUGGGGGGAGUUUCAGCAGCUAGAAAUUGCCUCAUCAAACUGAAAAUUUUGCACUUUGUUGAGCCCAAAAUAUGAAGCAUUUUAAACUAUUCAACUUUUGUACAUAAUAGUUUUUCUUUUAUAUAUAUAUAAAAUGUUAAUUGUUAGAUUUUUGUGGGACAGAUCAAACUUAUCACUUUUCUCUCA
Messenger RNA from Glycine soja, 2262 nucleotides. Its product is annotated as receptor-like cytosolic serine/threonine-protein kinase RBK2. The record is from RefSeq and is a predicted model, not a curated record. Lineage: Eukaryota; Viridiplantae; Streptophyta; Magnoliopsida; Fabales; Fabaceae. The transcript has 7 exons. Gene Ontology annotation, biological process: protein phosphorylation. Gene Ontology annotation, molecular function: protein kinase activity; ATP binding. Bases 786 to 2021 code for a protein of 411 amino acids.